This is a messenger RNA of Olea europaea var. sylvestris, 2311 nucleotides long. RefSeq lists its product as uncharacterized. The record is from RefSeq and is a predicted model, not a curated record. Bases 798 to 1427 code for a protein of 209 amino acids. The transcript has 3 exons. NCBI's taxonomy places the organism in Eukaryota, Viridiplantae, Streptophyta, Magnoliopsida, Lamiales, Oleaceae.
AUCAAUAUAAAAAAAAAAACCACAAAUGAAGCCUAAAUCUAAAAACCCACCGCAUACUCACUGUAAAAUCUAAACCCACGACAUCCUCUAUUUGCCUCUAGAAAUUUAAUCAAAAAUUAUUCCCCUUUUUUGGCUUAACCUCAUCAUCGAUUGCUAUCAAAACCUAAUUAAUUCAAUUUUCCUGUAGUCCAAAUCUCUUCAUCUGCGACAAUAUUGAUUUUUGGUCAAUAAAUUCCGACUGAAUCUUCUACGUAUAGAUUUUGUGUUCUUCAAGCAGUUUUAAAGGGGCCGUACAAAGAGUUGAAGAUAACAGAGCUACUUUCAAUUCAAAUUGCAAUAAGAGUCAUAGAUAGAGGCUACAUUACUGAUAGAAAUUGGAUACACAAUCCCAAUAGAACUAGUGCUGAAUAUUUGUUAGGGAUUAAGGAAUUCGUUAGAGUUGCAAGCAACAAUAUCGAUCAUCGAGGUCAUUCUGAGUGCCUAUGCCAAAAGUGUAAUAAUUGCUCUUGGAGGCCAGUGAGUGAAAUUCGACAACACUUGGUCAUGUAUGGGAUGUCAUACAAUUACACUAAAUGGAAUCAUCAUGAUGAACGAUCGGGGGUCGUGUUAGGUUCUUAUACCACUAACUUGUUUUGCAACUCUAGUUUGAUUGAUGGCAUUGAUUGUGAUAAUGAUCAAGUAAUGGAUAUAAUUAAUUAUAUGUAUCCACAUGCCUCGUACCAUCAUAAGCAAAAUUAUUAGAAACAGAUGAAGUAUUACUUGAUGAUGAUACAUUGGGAAAUAAUCAGACAUCUAAAAUGUGUAGACAAGAGAUAGAUAACUAUGAAAGGUUGUUGAAAGAAGCACAAAAGGAACUUUACCCUGGUUGUAAAGAUUUUUCUAUGCUAACAUUGAUUGUAGAGUUGAUGCAAUUGAAAGUGAGGAAUUUGAUAACCAACAAAUGCUUUGACGAGCUUAUGGGUAUCUUGAAAAGGAUGCUUCCAAAAGAAAAUCAACUGCUUCCUACUCAUCAGGUUAUGAGGCAUCCGGCAAACACAAUUGUAUGGAAGAAAUUUGACAAGAUUUAUCCCAGUUUUGUAGCUGAGUCACGAAAUGUAAGGUUGGGCCUUGCAACAGAUGGUUUUAACCCAUUUGGGGAUAUGAACAAACCUUAUAGCAUGUGGCUAGUUGUGGUUGUUCCUAAUAAUUUGCCUCCUUGGAUGUGCAUGAAAAAGGAAUUCACCAUGCUAACCUUAUUAAUUCCUGGCAAGCACGAACCUGGUAAGGAUAUUGACGUUUAUUUGUGCCUGCUAAUUGAUGACCUAAAAGAAUUAUGGAAAAUUGGUAUGCAUACAUAUGAUAAAGCCAUUGAUUCCACUUUUAACUUACGUGCUGCUGUGUUGUGGACUAUUAACGAUUUACCUGCUUACAAAAAUUUAUCAGGGUAGAGUACUAAGGGUUAUAAUGCAUGCCCUAUCUGUAAUGAUGAUGGAACAUCUGAAUGGUUCAGUGAUAAGGUUUGCUAUAUGGGGUAUUAGCGAUGGCUGUCCUGGUAUAUUGUGUGGUGCAAUAUGAAGGAAUCCUUUGAUGGGAAAACUGAAUUUCGUGUGAGACCUAGACAAUUAUUGGGUAAUGAAAUUUUGUCUCAAGUACAGAACCUAAACUUUUGUUAGAUUGGUUAGCAUCCUGAUAACCCAAAUAAAAAAAGGAAGAUGACACUUGAGGAAUGGAAUUGGACUAAGAAUAGUAUUUUCUUUGAGCUAGAAUAUUGGCCAAAGUUAAAAAUUAGGCAUAAUCUAGAUGUAAAACACAUUGAGAAGAAUAUUUGUGACACUAUUAUUGGGACAAUAUUGGGUAAAGAGGGAAAAUCGAAAGAUACAGUGAAGGCUCACCAAGAUUUAGAAGCACUAGGAAUAAAAAAAUCUUUGUGGUUAGAUUGGAAUGGAGAUAAAUGAGUUAAAGGAUAUCCAUUUCCAUUUUUCACAAUGAAACCAAAUUUAAAGAGAGAAUUCCUUCAAUUUUUGAAAUCUGUAAAAUAUCUAGAUGGCUAUGCCGCAAUAUCUCAAGGAAUGUGGUAGUCGAAUCUGGAAAAAUUUCUGGAUUGAAGAGCCAUGAUCAUCAUGCCCUGUUGGUAUUUGAAUAUAUUUACCAAAAGAAGUGGUUGAACCAAUUAUUUAGUUGUCCAAUUUCUUUCAACAAUUAUGUGUGAAGAUAUUACUCAUGGAGGACAUUAAGAGGUUGGAAGAUGAUAUUGUGUAUAUAUUGUGCAAGUUUGAGCAAAUUUUUUCACUGGCUUUCUUUGUUUCCAUGAUUUAUUUAUUGGUACAUUUAU